Molecule: messenger RNA, 19223 nt
Organism: Podarcis lilfordi (Lilford's wall lizard)
Lineage: Eukaryota; Metazoa; Chordata; Lepidosauria; Squamata; Lacertidae
Source: the annotation of a GenBank genome assembly
CGCGCGGCUGCUCUCUGCUCGUUUGCCGCGCCGCCGGGGCUGAGGGAAGGAGGGAGGGAGGGAGCGACUGGGCGGGCGCAGCUGAAGAGCACGAGCCAGCUAGGCGGGCUUCGGGCCGGAGGAGGAGCCGCCGGUUCUCUGAGGCGCUGGGUUAGGUCGCAGCGCCUCAGCCGCCUUCCCUCAGCGGGGCUUGAGGGAAGCCUGGGAGCUUCUUGGGUUUCCUCUCUCACGGAGGAAAAAGCACAAUAAUAAUGCCGCAAAACGUCUCCAAGGCGACUCACGCACACAUUUGCAAACAGCCAUCAAUAAAUCAAUGCCAGAUGUUUUAUCAAGUUCUGGAUAAUCUAGAUUAUCUAGUUUAUUAUCUAGUUCUGGAUUAUCUAGCAUCAGGGCAGCCACGCAGCUGUUAACAAUGAUGCGUUUGCUUUGUUGGAAAGUUAUAUUUCGGUUUAUUCGUCUUCGUUCUGCAUAAGUUAUGGAGAGCUACUGUGUGGAACAAUAAUUCGUAAUGAAAAUAAUAAAAGUAACCAUCAGGUAAAAAAAAAAAAAAAAAGCCCCCACGCACAUACAGAGAACAGCAAUGAUAAUCCAUAUUCCCUUAAAUGGCUAGGAGGUGAGAUGCAUAAUGACAGAGCACAGAAAGGGUUCACUACUGUACUGUGAUCUACACCAUACAUUUAAAGUACAUGGCUUCCCCCAAAGUAAUCCUGGGAGCUCUUGUUUGUUCAGGGUGCUGGUAAUUGUAGUUCUGUGAGGGGUAAACUCAAUUUCCCAGGAUUCUUUGGGGGAAGCCAGGUGUGGAUGUGGCAGGUGUUAAUGCCAGCAGCAGGCAGGCCUCACUAGGGAGAUCAUUCCGUUGAGUUUAUACAUCUCUCCUUAAUUUACAUUUAUUAAACUUUAUUAAACAAAGCUUUACUUCAAGGAGCUCAGGUCAGCAUAAGUGGUUCAUCUCCACCCUCCCUUUAUCCUCACAAGCCUGUAAGGUAGAAAUGGUCAGAGGCAACGAGUAGCUCAGAGGCACAGUCAGCUUCUGGCCAAGCCUGGCUUCAACCUGGGCUACCCUGGUCAUAGUACAACCCUCUUCGUGUUGCAGUUGUCUACACACUGCAUACCCUCCAACAUGCCACAGAGGGGGAAAAGGGGCACGCGUCUUUCGGGGCCUCGCUUUGACAUGAGUUAGGUGACUCACAUGGGAGCACAGCCCUCCAAAAUGUGUUUUGGGGGGAGGGGCUGCAGGAGUAGUAUGAACACAGUUACCUGGUAGUAAGUCACAAUAAAUUCAAUGGGGCUCAUUUCUGAAUAAAGACAGGUCUUGCUAUACAAACACAAUGCAUUCUUGGGAAGUCAGGCAAGCGUUUGCAUAACGAGUCAACACUUUCCAUUGAUUCCAAAAUGAUGGGCGAAACCAGGAAAACCCUCUGAAACUUUGCAAAAGGCAAACAAAUGCUCUCUUGUUUGUCCCAUCUCUCCCCAUCCAUCCCUCCCUCCUACCAUGUGAAUCAGCUGCAGUGGAACAGAAAAACACAAAAAAGUAAGGCUGCUUAUUUGUUUACAGUAAUGCAUGCAGAUCUGGCUGUUUGGAUAUCUGAAUCUGCGGUGUAUAUUUUUGUUUGGAUAAAAAUUCCUCAUGUUUGGAUCAGUGAAUUUUUGUAUAGUGAGUGUUUGGAUAGCAGGACUUGUGUGUGUGCAUUUAUAUAGGAUUGCAUUGUAAAUCACCUUUCCCAAUCUGGUACCCUCCAGAUGUUUUGAACAUCAUCAGCUCCAGUCAACAUAGCUGCCCAGUGAUGUCCCUGGGGCUGAUGAGAGUUGUAUUCUAAAACAUCUACAAAGCACCAGGUUGGCAAAAGUUCUAACCACUAUAUUACACCACACCAGCAGUCUUUCUGUCACACACUCUCAGGGAAGCUAACAGUAAAAACAUCACAAUAUUAACAAUAAUAAAAGUAUUGCCUUAAUUUAUGGUAGAUUUAUUAAUUACUUAGUUCAGAUCUCAUCUCUGCUAUGAACUCAGGUGAGCCACCUGCAAUCCAGGAGGGGUGUGUGUGUAUUGUGAGGAUCCCUGAGUGCAGGCCUUUUUCCAACUGGCUUAGGCAGGCAGGGCCCUGACUGACUCCAGCUACAAAAGCUGAGGCUGUUGAACAGACUCUUGGGCUGGAGCAUGGUUUAUGUUUUUGGUUGGGAGGGGGUUGCUGCUGUUGGUUUAUAGUAUUUUUAUAUAAGAUCUCAUGAUUUAUGUGGAAAUUGUUCAGUUUCGUGGUAUAUUUUUUAAUGUUUUAUUGUUUAUAUCUACUUUUAUUAUGUUGUAGUUAUGUGUUUUUUCAUAUUGUAAGUGUCUUGAACUGUGGAAACGUGGCAUACAGAUAAAGUUAUGUAUGUAUGUAUGUAUGUAUGUAUGUAUCUGGAGAAUGCAGGUGAAGGACUCUGAACCUUUAUAAAAAAAACUGAGGGACUGAGGGUGUGCAGGUGGGUAGAUCACAUUCUCUCUCUCUCUCUCUCUCUCUCUUUUCAAAAUCCAUUCCUGACACUUGAAAAUCCUCAGAAUGCUAGUUCAAAAGGAGAUUUAAGAUUCAAUUGCUUCUGUUGAGUGUGAAAUGCGGUUUUUAAAGCCCAACACAGUGCUAUCUAUGACAGAUUGCCAGUGUGAGAAGACUGAAAAAUGUUAUAACUCAUCUAUUCUCUCUAUCUCGCAGACUCGCCAGGCCAACUCUUGACAAACCCCUGCUAACACUUCCCAUCUGUGCCUAAGAAUGGGGCCCCUUUCCCCGCCCAUCAUCCUUACAUCCAGUGGAUGCUGCUGCUGCUCUCUCUCUCUCGCUUUUGUUAAUCCUCCCCCAAACCCGAAAAUAAACAUUUAAGGCAGUGCCAAGACCCCUUGUUUGUUUCAGUCAUAGCUGUGGAAUCCCUGGUAUGAGGCAAGGCAGAGGCUUCAGUGUAUGGAGGCAAACUGGAUUUAUGCUUUGCAUCUUUGGCCAUGAAGGCUGCGGCAGCCACUGUGUUCAUCCUCCUGACCGCUCUUGCUCUUAGGUCUACAGGUAAGAGUGGAGGCACUGAGGGAGAUGAAAAGCAGCCUCCACCCUGAACAAUGCUAAUUUGCUUUUAAGAGGCAAAUGCCAGCAAGCUCCUCUACCAUUACACUAGUCUUCUGCUUUAUUUUUAAUUUAAUUUUAAAAAUGUUAUGUCUUGUUAUUGGAAUGCUGUGCCAACCACCAGCACCGGUGCUCCUCUCGUUAUUUAUUAUUUGUUUGGUAGCAUUGGGUUGGGGAAGCCGUGUUGUUGGGAACAAAGCUAGAAAGAGAUGGGGGUUGGAGUCCAACAACAUCUGGAGGGAGACGGGUUCCCCAUCCUUAUUUUGCAGCAUCCCUCUCCCUUACAGGCAAUGCGUAUCACCUGACUUGUUUCAAAAUGUGGUACUCCUGCUUUGAGGUGGGGACUCCUGCUCAUUCUGCCAAGUGGGGCCUUGACUUCUUCCCCCAAAUCCUGUCCUGAUGGCUCUGCCAUUCAUCAAUGAUGUGCAGACUGCAUAGCAUGUUUUGUUUUUUUUUCAAGUAGGGACCAGCCGUGUCUGCUCCUCAACAUUCUUCAUUGCUUACGUUCAAGCUUCUCAGUUUCUACCCUAUGCAUAACAUUGCCUGCUCUUUCUGUUCCUGCAGGAAAGAAGUUCCGAUGGUGCACCCUUUCUGACCUGGAGCAGAGGAAGUGCUCAGAGCUAUCCAAAGUGCUUCUGGCAGUGUUGCCUCCUGCCACGGUCAACGCCUUUGCCAGGGUUUCCUGCAUCAGAGCUCACAACACUUAUGACUGCAUUGACAAGAUCAGAGUGAGUACCAAGAAAUUCCAGAGGUUAUCCAAAUCACGGAUCUCAUUCAUUUUUUUUACCUCCAUAGUCGGAGCAGGCAUCAAUGCUUUUGAAUACCUGGAAACCACAGGAGGGGAGAGUGCUGUUUCGCUCACGCCCUUAUUGUCAGCUUCCCUUUAGGACAUCUGAUCAGCCACUGUGAGAACAGAAUGGUGGGCUUGGUGGUUCUGAUGUCUUUUGGGCAUUUUGCUCUACAAAUCCCAUGAGGCCCAGCCAUCACGGCUGUAUGUUCCUGAGGCUUAUUGGAGUUGCAUUCCAAAGCAUCCUGAGGGCACCAGGUUGUUGAUGGUGGGAAUCAAGGGUAUGUGGGGGGGCGGGCUGCUGGGGUGAUUGCCCCGGGUGCAUUUUUCUGACAGGCGCAGUGUGCUGCUCACGCCCCCCCCCCCGAGCCAGCCCUGCGCCAGGAGGGCGCAACAGCCAUGUGCCCUUCGAUUCCAGACCCUCAAGGGUGAGGCUGUGAUUGAAGACAUCUAAAGGCAGCCCUGUUUAGGGAAGCUUUUAAUGUUUAAUAGGUUAUUGUAUUUUAGUGUUUUGUUGGAAGCCGCCCAGAGUGGCUGGGGAAACCCAGCCAGAUGGGUGGGGUAUAAAUAAUAAAUUAUGAUGAUGAUGAUGAUGAUGGGCACAUGGCGUCCUUCUAAUGCCACCUUCCCUGAGCCUUGCAAAGUGCUGCAGGGCCCUGUGCUUCACAAAGUGGCUCAGGGAUGGUAUUACUCUGGCAAUUUCAGUGGCGAGGGCUGAGCUGGUGCACAGCGGGCUCCAUUCGCUGCGCAUGCACCGGGCACCAUACAAUCACGCUCCACCGCUAGUGAGAAUGAAGAGUCGCACAUUAAUUGUGGGGUUAGCUGAGCACAGCAUCUGUUCAGGGUGGAAGCGGUGUUGCCCCAGGCAAAUAACUGCAAUUAUUGUGGCAGGUUUUCAUGCUUAAUAUGUGAGAGAUUACAGCCCAUUUAUUGCUACAUACGUACUUAUUAAAUCCUAACCAGAGGAAAUUCUGCCAUGACUAGAGGCAGGAUGUUAGCCAAUAAUCCCAGGAAGUGUUGGGAAAAGUCUGCCUGACUAGAAUAACUUGUACUGAAGAUAUUCAGAAGCUUGUUUUAAAUACUAUUUUCAUUCUUAAUUAGGUGAACAAAGCUGAUGCCGUCUCCUUGGAUGCUGGAGAUGUGUAUUCGGCUGUGAAGCUUUAUGGCUUGACUGUGGCGGCAAAGGAGAUCUAUAUGGAAGGUCAGUCAGUGACCAUACCCCCAGGGCUGGUGUCAGCACCCAGCAAAUUGACCAGAGCCUACAGAAAUGUAAAGAGCCUGCCCAGCCAAGCCUUGAGUCAGCACAAUCCCUGGUGUACCUAGGUUGGCAAUGGAGGUCAAGGGUCAUGGAAGUGUUCCAAGCAGUGUGCUCUGGAGGGAGGCCCGCUCCCUUGGCUCUGGGAUUUUAUUAUGGGAUAGAUGCUCCUCAGGGUCCUCAUGACAUCAUUGGCAUCAAAAUGUCUGUCCAUACCCUGCCCCCCAACUUAAUCUGGGAUCUAAUCCCAGUCAAUAAUUUACAAAACAAAACUGGUGCCAAUAGCCCAACUGUAAAUUAAACUGCCAUCUGGAAGUACUGUAAACAUUUAAUAGAACUGGCCCUGCUUUUUCCACACAAAGACAUUGCUUUGAUCUGUGAUAAACUGAGAGCAUAUCAACAUAACACAGACUUAACUGGCUCAACCAGGGUGCCAGCUUGAAUAAAAUAUGGGGAGGGAGGUAAGGCAAGCCCCACCCUGCGUAUUCGAUCACAUGAUGUGGUGAACACAAUCAUUUGAAUGGCAAUGCCCAUCAGCUUUGGGGUGGACAACCCCCUCAGAUGCUUUAUUGGUGGGGCAAAGCCCCGUCGGCCCCUAGGAGUUGGCUCCUCUGGGCUCAACCAUCAUUCCUUCUCCCUGGGAAAUCCUGAGAACACGAAGGAAGGCUUAGUGCAGUAUAGCCGUUUCCAACCUGGUGUCCUUCUGAUGUUGUGGACUACAGCUCCCAUCAGCUCCAGUCAGCACGUCUCUAUGAUGAAAGUUGUGAUCCAAAACAACUGGAGGGCAUGCAGUUGAGGAAGGCUGUUGUGUUCACACAGAGAUCUCUCAGUGUUCAUUAACAUGGUUCCUGUAUCUUCUGUACAGUGGUGCCCUGCAAGACGAAUGCCUCGCAAGACGAAAAACCCGCUAGACGAAAGGGUUUUCCAUUUUUCGAUGCGCUUCGCAGGACGAAUUUCCCUAUGGGCUUGCUUCGCAAGACGAAAAUGUCUUGCGAGUCUUGAGAUUUUUUCCCCCCCCCCUUUUCUAAGCCGCUAAGCCGCUAAUAGCCUUUUAGCCGCUAAGCCGCUAAGCCUUUAAUAGCCGCUAAACCGCUAAUAGCGCUAAUCCGCUAAGCCGCUAAUAGGGUUGCUUCGCAAGACGAAAAAACCGCUAGACGAAGAGACUCGCGGAACGGAUUAAUUUCGUCUUGCGAGGCACCACUGUACUUUUUUUAUCACUAGGUAACUGUGUGUUUGCUGUAGCCGUGGCCAGACGAGGAACGCUGGAUAUCCAAAGGCUAAAAGGGAGCCGCAGUUGCCACAAUGGAGCCAGGUGGACCUCUGGUUGGAACAUCCCUUUGGGCUUCCUUCUGGUUAGGAAUGAGCUCGUAUGGGAUGAAGACCAGCCCCUCAGCCACAGUGAGUGCACAGUGAAAGAUCAGAUGCUUAGCCUUGUAUCAGUGGUCUGCAACCAUGGGAAUUUGAGGGGAAGGACAAUGUGCACAGCACCUACCAUAGGUCCCAAGUCCUUCUAAUUAUUUUGGGACCACUUCUGCCACAUGAUGUCCUCUUUAGUCCCCCUAGUUUGAGCAGGAGAAAUGCCAGAGCAUGUUACUGAAACCAAAAGAGCACCAAACUGCUUAACUGUUUUAAGGCUGGACGAUACCCAGGAUGUUACGUGUCAAAGAAAAGCAAAGCGCACCUGAGAGCUGAUCAUGACAUGCACAAAGUGUCCUCACAAUGUAUUCUCAUACCCUUCUGUGCCCACAAGACAUAAACACGUGAUGAGAUCCUGAGACAGGUUCUCAGAUCCUGUUUGGCCAGAGCUUUUUUUCAGGGAGAGCUGCAAACCAAUUUGACAACACCCAAAGGAAGCACCUGUUGUCAUUGCGUUGCCUGGUAAAGUGCUCCCUUCCUGUUUUUGUUUUUUGAUCCAGAUCAUUAUGAGGCAUCUUUAAUUUCAAAAGGAUUAAGUCUGUCAACCAAUUCAAGAAAUUUAGUUGGCUCAUUAUCUUGUCUUUUACCAGUUAAGUUUCAAUAAACCCACAUUUUACCAAAACUUCAAUAUAGGAAAAGAAAGUGCAAUAUAAUUUACAGUUAAUUAAAAAUUAAUGAUUAAGCAGAAGCUACCAUUCAUUGUUAGCUGCAAACAUAUUACUGAUUAAUUUCUUUUUCAUUCCCCGCUGCAGAAAGAGACCAGACCCCAAAGUAGCCUAAGUGAAACAAGCACCUACAUUCUUAACUUGCAGCCCAGGUGAUGAACUAUCACCUUGCCAAUGAGACAUUAAACUCCUAAUUGUAAUUUAAAAAAUAGAUGAAGACUGGGGUCUGACUCUUGAAAAUGUUUGGUUACAGCAUUAACAUACAGUAUCAUGUCUGCUCAAAAGUUUGCCCCAUUGAGUUCAAUGGAAUGUCUUCAAAGGUUAUAGAUUUGUUUUAUAUGGAUAUAGAUAUGGUUAUAGAUUUGCAACCUCAGGCUGCAGUCCUGUACCUAGAAUGAAGUCCCAAUGAACUCAGAGGGGUCUACUUCUAAGUAGCCAUACUUAGGAAUACAACAUAGUGGGUACAUUUCUGUGCGUGCUUAUCUGAGGAUAGGGCUACAUUCUGCCUCUGUUGCUGGAGGCAGUAUGCCUUUGAAUUUGCUGGGAAUCACAAGUGGGGAGAGAGCACUGCUGUUGCACCCAGGUUCUGCUUGUGAGCCAGAGGCACCUGGCUGGCUAUUUGGGAACAGAAUGUUGGAGUAGAUGGGACUCCUUGGGUCUGACCGAGAUGGGCUCUUCUUACAUUCUGAUCAUGCAGAGGUUGAGUCGAGAAUCUGUGUUAUUUUAGCAGUGCGUUUCCAUGAGAAUGUCUCCCCUUCUCAUUUCUCCAGUCGUCGGUGGUUAUUUCAAUGCCAGCUGCAUCCCCGGCAUCGGAGUCGCCUCUCCGCAGCUCUGCUCCCUUUGCCAAGGACAGAAAUCCUACAUCCAGGACAAGAACCACUUCUGUGAGACCAGCGGUGGCGAACCCUUCUCUGGUUCAGAUGGGGCCUUCAGGUGGCCUUGCACUUGUGCUUGAAGUGCAGGUGGGUGGGGCUGGAGCAGGUACUGCAUGGUCUCCUAUGCUAACGCCACUUCAAUCUGUGUGCAGGUGCUUGAAGAAUGGGGUGGCAGAUGUUGCUUUCCUGGAUCACCUGGCCAUCAUGAAUUCCACAGGUAAACUUCUUGCUCAGGGACUCGCAUCUUAACAUAUGCCCUGGAGUCGUACAGCAGCCCGAUGUUAAAUUCUCUCACUCCAGCUUCUCUCGAUGCCAGUCUUUUUUCCCUCCUCCCCUUGUUCAGAGUCAGAACAAGAAGAAUAUGAGUUGCUGUGUCCUGACGGGUCCACAGCUCCCAUGACUGCUUACGCUGCCUGCAAUCUGGGCCAAGGGCCAGGACGGGCCAUUGUCACGCGCCACAACUUCAAGAAGAUCGCCAAGAAGUUUCUGACUGUCAUUCAGGUAUUUCUUAGCCAACACAAGGAGGGGUACAGUAGGGCUCAUGCCCGAGGCCUAGUUGACACAAAGAGCUACUGAGAGAGCCAAAAGGACAAUUCCAUUUAAAAAAAAUUAAGUGUUUGGCAGACAACGAAAUCUGGCUGUUUUGAAUGUUGAAACUGAGUGCUCUAGUUUUUGUGCUCCUAAAAACAAUGUGCCAUGCUGGCUGGGGCUGAUGGGAGUUGUGGUACAAAACAUCUGGGGGGGCCAGGCUGGUGAAAGCUCUCACCGAUUGAAUGGCUUGUGGGAGGUGCCAAGCCAGUUUUGUAGGGUGUUGCAAUCAUGUCCACACUCUCUCUUUCCCUUGGGGAUAUGUGGCCUCUUUUUUUUCUUCUUUUUUUUUUGGGUGCAAUUAUUCUGCUGCUGGCUCACUAUAUUAUCAGUUAAAUAAUAACUAGAAAAGAGAUGCUGAAGUUAUAUCAGCAUUUGGAAGAAAAUAGCAAAGAAGUAUGUUUCUGGGUGAGUCAUGGCAGAUAAUUUUUUUAAAAACCCAAUACUGGUGUCACUGCUACUUACCAGGAUGGCACUGACAUGAUAAGGAGGGUGUGGGUCUCUAUAUGGGUGCACCAGGAGCAGCACUGGUUUGGCAGCAGCAGUCCCACUGGUGCAGCUGCAUGGCCCUGACCUUGCUGUGACCUUGCUGAAAUCCCAUCCCAUCCAGAGAGGCGGCGGUGAUGCUGGUGUUGGGAAGAUAGCUUUGCCCCAUCAUAUGUGCCAGUACUGCCUCCAGAUGUUGUUGCGAUCCACCUCUCAUCCGCUGUAGCCAGCAUAGCCAGUCAUCCGGAAUGAUGGGCAUUGCAGUCCAACCAUACCUGGAAGUUGCCAUGUUGGCUGUCCCAGUGGCUUAUUUCAUCGUAUAGCCACCUCUGCUGGGUAGCCCAAGGCUAGCUGAAACUUGUUCUUGUCCUUAGCACCUCUUUGGAAAGAAGGGAAGAGAGAAGGCCAGAUUCGAGCUUUUUGCCUCUGCGCCAUUCAGAGGGAAGAACCUGCUCUUCCACGAUGCAACGCACCGCUUCCAGCUUGUUGACGAGGAGGCUGAAAUCAGCCACGUUCUUGGCCUGGAUUAUGUUGCUCUGUUGCAGGGCUUGGGCCAUGAAGGUGAGAGAGUGCCUCCCUCCCUCAUGAAGUCAUGGGGAGUCCCGAAAGAUCCUAUAUAGGAUCAAAAGAGCCCUGAAGAUUCUAUAUAGCACUAGGAGCGUAGCUGGAGGUCAUCCCUUGAGGUAUGAGCUCCAGAUCAAUUUCUAGGAGUUCCAGGUGUUUCUGGAUGCUUAAUUGAAUUGAGAGGCAGAACUGGGCUGGAUGCUGACUUAGGAGUAUAAAUUAAUUCAAUGUGAUCUCAUCUAGAGAUGCUUUGGAGGGCAAUGAAUAAGAACAUAAGGACAGCCCUGCUGGAUCAGGCCAAUUGAGGCACAGAUAGCCCAGCAUCCUGUCCUUGCAGUGGCCACUCAGCUGCCCCAAAGGGAAGCCCAAAAGCCAAACCUGAGUGCAACAGCAGUGCUCCUCCACUUGCAGUUCCCAACCACUGGGCACUAUUCAGGGGCACACUGCCUACGAAUUUUGGUAAAGGAAGGGAAACUGAACUGAUUUGGGGUGCAAAUCAACUAAAGUAUAUAUCUGGGGUGAUCUAGAUGGAAAACCACCUGGUUCACCUUCUAAAGUUGCUUCUAUAAUAUAAAUUAGCAUAUGCAGAUUUUACGCAAAUAUGUAUCUGUCUGUAAGCCUACACCUCAGAUCUUUGAAGUACAGUGGUACCUCGCAAGACGAAUGCCUCGCAAGACGAAAAACGCGCAAGACAAAAGAGUUUUCCGUUUUUUGAGUCGUUCCGCAAGACGAAUUUCCCUAUGGGCUUGCUUCGCAAGACGAAACGUCUUGCGAGCUCUUGCGAGUUUGUUUCCUUUUUCUUAAAGCCGCUAAGCCGUUAAGCCGUUAAUAGCUGCUAAGCCGCUAAGCUGCUAAUAGCCGUGCUUCGCAAGACGAAAAAACCGCAAGACGAAGAGACUCGCGGAACGGAUUAAUUUCGUCUUGCGAGGCACCACUGUACUAUCAGCUCGGUUACUAGGUAAUGCAAUUUGUCCUCCUUCCUAUGACAAUACCUUCUCCUGCUGCCUCAGGGAGCUCCCUGGCCAACAGCCUGGUCCGCUGGUGUUGUAUCAGCAACGCUGAACUCCGCAAAUGUGAGGAGUGGGCUCUGAAUGUCAGGUCACACCCGCUGGUCUGUGUCCAAGCAAACUCUAUGGCCAACUGCAUUGAGCUGAUCAAGGUGAGUUGCACACAGUCUGGGAAGCAAAACCGGCAGCGUUUUCUUUUUACAUAAGCAAAAGAUACAAAUAAAUCACCCCAUCUCAAUAAGGCCCAGAUUGACUGGGACAACACAGCCAGAUGGGCGGGGUAUAAAUAAUAAAACUAAUAUUAUCUCCGGUUCCACCUGGUUCCCAGCCCAGACAGACGAUGGCUGGGAAAAGGCCUUGAUUCUGGCAAGACUCCAUGGCUUGCAGGGAAGGGGUGGCUUUCUUUAACAUGCCAAUGUCAGACUGUCAACUGUGCACUUUUUCACGGGGCAGAACAAUGAGGCAGACGCCGUUACACUGGACGCCACACAUGCCUACUUUGCAGGGAGAUGCGCACUUGUUCCUGUGGCUGCAGAAUGUUAUGGUGAGCUGCCUCUUUUUUAAAAAACACACACCAAACUAACACAUUUUAAUUGGUUUUUCACUAGAGUGGCAAGAAAAGUAAAACAUAAAAAAUACCUCUAAGCAUGCAGGGGGAAUAUUCUGCAAGCUGCUGCAGAUAACCCUAAAUGUCAGUGGUGUGUAAAAUGCCUAAUCUGGUGCAUGGCAGAGGUGAUGUGAUGUGUGUGUGCGCAUCUGUUAUGGUAUGAUAUUUCUUGCUCAUAGCCAUAGGGCCAUUGCAAACAAUAAACAUAAAAUGUCUUGUUGCCAAAAAUACAAGCAGAUGUACUUAGUAUUAAGAUAAAAUGAAAGUUAAACUAAAUCCUUAAAACAUCCUGGAAUGACACUUAACUUUAAAACACUCAAAUGAAUGAAUCGCCUUUACAGCCUUUACUGCCAUCCAAUUCAGAGUUCUCACUCCAAUGGCUUUGGUUUUCAGUUCAGCAAAGCUUGCAACCCAGAAGAAUUAAAAGAGCACUUUGCUGACUCGUGCAUUGAAGUGCAUCACUCUGUGACUUGGCACUUGAUGACUGGUAGAUGAAUAGUACAGGCAGUAUUGUGCUGCUGUUUUCUUACACUGACAGGUGAUAUUGCAGUGCUCACAGUGGUGUUCACUCUGUGACUGAUCAUUUACAAGGCAACAGCUGAUGCUGCAAUCAUCGAAUAAUGAACAGGCAUGUACGAAGAAUGCGCCUGUGGUCUUUUUCUGUGCCCCGUCUUCUUGGUGCAAGUUCCUCAGUGCCACAGUGAAUUUGUAAUGGAGCAAAUGGAUAUUGCAAGGUGGCCUGAAGGUUCACUUCUGGGGCCAGAGUGUUCACGUGGCAUUCCCGACAUGGGUAUCUCAGCUAGAGCAUCCUGGGAUUCUGGUUUCCAGAGGAAUUCUCCCUCAGAGAAAAAAACUGAUAGCUCCUGUGCCUGAUAUAAAGGCACUUUCCUAAAGGAGACAUGAAUUGAUCUAAUUCCAAAACUGACAACCUUCAGAUGUUUUGGACUACAAUUCCCAUCAUCCCCAGCCAUUGACACUGCUGGCUGGGGCUGAUGUGAGCUGUAGCCCAAAAUAUGGGGGGGAAGGUCAGGUUGGAAAAGAUCCAUGUUUAGUAUUGAGCACCUACCAAGUGGUGUAAGGCAUGAGUCUUCUGUUCAGACGUCACUUCCUUAUGCCUUUUUGUGUAUAGGAGAAGAAUGCACUUCAGCUCAGGAAGAAGAGGAAAAUGAGAAGCUGGCCCACCUUACAGGUAAAGGGAAGUGUCUGUAAUCAUAGAAUUGUGGAUGGGAUCCCGAGGGUCAUCUAAUCCAACCCUCUGCAAUGCAGGAAUCUAGACUAGAUCUUACAUGACAGAUGGCCUUCCAAACGCUGUUUAAAAACCUCCAAGGAAGGAGAACCCACCACCUUUCGUGCAACGCAAAUUGCAUCUACUAGACCCCUCCCUUUUUAAAGUUGCUUCUGGGGCCCCUCCAGGAUUAGGGGCCCCAGAAGUUUAAGCUUCCUUUGUUUCAUAGUAGAUCUGCUCCUGCUGCCAUGUUCUAAUGCCUCCCCGUUGCCACACAGCUCUUCCUCCAAUUUAUGCAGUGGCCCUUGUCAAGAAGAACGCCAAGCAUGUGAACAUCUACAAUCUGGGGAGGAGGCGCUCCUGCCACAGCCAUGUGUACAGCCCAGGAGGGUGGCUCCUCCUUGCCCAGUACACGGUGGGGGCUCAGGAGAAUGGCACUGCCAGCUGCAACCUCAGCUCUGGUGAGAAUUACAGCAGAAUCUCCAAAACAAAUGGGGACAACUUGAUUCGAGAGGAAAGGUGGGAGUGGGUGUGUCGGGGGUGGUGUUGCUAGAUCAGGCUUCCUCAACCUUGGCCCUCCAGACUACAAUUCCCAUCAUCCCCGACCAUUGGUCCUGCUAGCUAGGGAUCAUGGGAGUUGUAGGCCAAAAACAUCUGGAGGACCGAGGUUGAGGAAGCCUGUCCUAGAUCUUUAUUGAAUCAGGAUAAAAGCCUAGGCCACUUCCCUUUCUAUGUUCCAUUUAAGCCUCCUACUUAUUCUAGCCAACACAAUCCCUUCUAGAUGCUGUUGGAUUACAACUCCCAUCAGUCACAGCAGGCAGCAUGGUCAGUGAUGAUGGGAAUUGUAGUCCAGCAUCAUCUGGAAGGCAACACAUUAGCUACGUCUGGUUUAAACAUGUGCAGCAGGAAAUGGAGCCUACUUUACUGAAUAUUUCAAAUGAGUGCAUGACCUGCUACAGUGUGGGCUGGGGAAAAACGUGGUCCUGAGGAUUCUGUUAGAUUUUCAUCAGCCACAUGGCCAACCAUCAGAGAGGAUGGGAGGUGUGAUCCAGCAGCAUCUGAAAGUCCAUAGGUUCCCCAUCCCUGUGCUGCUGUGGCCGUGGAAAUUAAAAUAAGCUGCACAUGAAUGCCUCUCUCUAUCUGGGGCCUGAAUGCUGGUGGGAAUUGAUACUGCUGAAGUAUGAAAAUACUGGGCUUGUGGUACAAAUUUAUCCAGCUUGCGAUGCACAAAUGCAUUUUGAGAUAAGCUUACUGUCCCCAGAAAAAAAGGAUUUUAAUGUGUAAAUUAAAUCAAGUUGACGUGUGCGGCAAGUUAUGCAUGUGUACAAACUGCAUUGCACAGACAAGGUAUACAAAGAGGACUCUCUCAUUGGCUGCUUUUCACUGCUGCAACAGACACAAACUUUUUUUAUGGCUGAUUUGCAGAACAAUACCUUGGUUUGGAAGUUCUGAUUUAGACAAUCAGUUCAGCCAAAAUGUUCAAGUUAACAAAACUCAUAUGCACCGAAAGAGCAGGGGAAGCAUCACACAAGCGUUUAGAAAAGCAAAUGAUACCUGGCUGCUGAAAGAGAAAUACUGUAAACAUAAACAACCAACUGUUUAGUUUUGCUUUUAAAAGUUUUCUGCACAAGCAACAGCAAGCUGAGUAAAAUUGGUUAUCCUGUUCCUUAGUUUUCUUCGGUCAUCAGGGAAUAAUUUCCUCCACUGCUUUUAACCACUGUUCCACUGCGAGUUUAACUACUGGCCCUUCUCUCCCCACUGAAAGCUUACGAGGAUUACUUCUGGAAGGGGUGCAUGCCAGGAGGUGGUGGGAACCUUUGCAAAGUCUGCAUUGGGCAAAAGGAGGCGGAGGGAGGAAGGGGUUCAUCCAGGUGUGCAGCCAAUCACAACGAACUCUACUAUGGAAACCUGGGUGCCCUCAGGUGCGUCGAAGGAUAUUGCUUAAAAAUGACUGCUGUAUACAUUAUAAGGUUAAUAUAACUGAUUUGUAGAAAAGACUCUGCUAUCUGAAAAAAGAGACAAAGGAUUUUGUAACCAAAGAAAAUAUUUAAUAAAAAUUAUAUUUUAAAAAACCAAUGACUGACUGCUGCCAAACUCUAAAUUCCUUGGUGGCAAUGAUUACCGUACAUGCCAAGUUAAAUAGUGGGUUUUAUCAGACUACUAAGUCAUGCUCGGAGGAGGAAUGGAGAAAUCUGUAAAUUUUGGCUUCUCUCAGUUUCUCAUUUUUCCUCAAUCUUAAAUUCAGUUUGUCGCUUUCCUCACCAGUCUGUGAUUUAUUUAUUUUCAAGUCCUCAUGAAAAUCAAUCAGCAUUUUAGUGCUAUUUUCUCCUAAUAGACACAUAUUUGUAUGUUGCAGGUUUGCCUAAUACAUACAUUUUGCAAGCAGUAUUACAUAAUGUAAUGCAUUUGUAUAGGUUAUUUUCAUUAAUAUAUACACUUAUGGACACACUUUAUAUUUGGAGAAGUGCAAAUUUCUAAGAAUAGCUACGCUUUGGUUCAUGUAUCAUCUUUGGAAGUGAGAAUCAGGCAGAUUAGUAUCAAAAUGCAAACUGAGCCAAAUUUCUCCACGACCCCUCACUCAUAAGGGGCGCACCCAUGUAAACAACACUGUAAAUGCAGCUUGCAACACAAAGGGGGUAUGUGUGUGAUCUCACUGUUUUAAGCCAUUCACAUGACGUAACUUUUGCUGGAUUUGGACCACUCUUCCUUCUUCCAGAUGCCUCUUUGGUGAUCCCAGUGGAAGAAGUUUUGGUGAUGUGGCUUUUUUAGAACACCAUAACCUGCUCCAGAAUAUUCAGUGUAAGAUGAUUCUUUCAAUCUUUUAAGAUUCCAGUAAGGUGCCAAAGUGAAUUUUCAAUUUAACUUCCCUCCAGAUGUUAUCACCAGUUAAAUAGCCUAUCUAAUCUAACGUCGUAAGGGAGAACUAGUACUACUGUACUUUUGUUUCUGAGAGUAUCGGAACUCUUGGAACAUAACACCUGCGUAAAAAACAAAUGUACUGUAUUCUUUUGUUCUAUUAAUUCUUAAGAUAUCAUAAGAGAUCUUAAAAAUGAUCAAUAGUUCAAUGACAGAUAUCUGGAUCUUAUUUACAAAGCAAAUAGAUCUCAUGAAGAACUGCUUUGUUUUUGCUCCUUCGCAGACCUGGAUAGCUCAGGCUGGGCAAAAGGAUGUUCUCCAAGUGACCUUGAACUCCUGUGCCUCGACGGCAGCCGCGCAAAUGUGACAGAGUGGAAAGUCUGCAACCUGGGCCUUGUCCCUCCCAAUAUAGUUGUGACACGCCCCGUAACUGUAGCAAAGGUCUAUGACUUCCUGGUGAAGUCACAGGUCAGUUUGAAUGUGUCGGACUGAACGAUAAGAGCUUAAACAUUAUUUGUGAGAGCUUCCAGCCGUGGAUGGUUUAAGUAACACCCAGUUAUUGCUGUUUGGCUUUAAGCAAGUGGAAAAGCAACUCUGCAUCCAAAGAAUAUUCUGUUGCCUCCUUUGGUGGUGUGAUUUUAAUUGGGAACAUGAUCUGGGGGAUGGGGGGGGAAUUGCAUGCCCACCCGCCACUGCUGGACAUCCAAUUACAGUUGCUGCCCCUUGAGGAAAAUAAAGGCCAUGCUUUUGGAAAACAAGGAGUCAAAAUGAUAGAGAUGAUUCCUAGCAGACAGACUACAGAGAGGGAAAUGGGUGAAGCAAUCUAUACAGUCCAUAACCAGACAGAAAAGAUAUUGAAGCACCCUAUAUUGGCUUUGCUUGUACUCACGUUUCCACAGCUUCACCUUUUUUUUUUUUUUUUAGGAACAAAGCGUAGGCUUGACCUUUCAGCUCUUUCAAUCAAAGGCGUAUGGUGAAAGUGACCUGCUCUUUAAAGAUGCCACUCGGCAGCUCAUUCCUACAAGCCACCUGGACUAUGAGACAAUCCUUGGGGAGCCCUUCUUCCAGCUUGCCGAGUCUGUUUUCAACUGCACACCUGCAGGUAAGGUGGGCUUACCUGGAAGGAGACAUAUGGCAGGGUCUAAGUUGUACACCCCACUUGCCCUCUACUGCAUUGUACUUGACAUGCUUAUGAGGGCAAGAAUACUGAUCCCCUUGCUGGAGAGCUUCUACAGGAUCUAGUAAUAGAAUGCAUGAUAUGCAAAAUUGUUGGAGAACUCUCAGGUUAUUGAAUGUCUGACAGACAUUAAGUUGAACUGUGUAAGACCAAUGAAACCUAAUAGAAUCCAUGCCUGCAAAGUUAUUUGAGUAGUCUGGAUGUGCGAUGCACAGGUUAAGUGUCAGCAAGACAGUGCAAAUUAUGCUCAAAUCAGUUGAUGCUAGGCAAUUUCUGAUAAAUGAUAGUUAUUAUCAUCAUCAUUAACUGAAUUCCUUAUCCACCCUUCAUGAGGUUUUUUUUGGGGGGGGAAUUACAGUAUAUAAAAACAUAAUGCAAUUAAAGCACAACAACCCCACAUAACACCCCUGCAAAUUGUAUUUUGCUUGGUUAUUGUAAUGGGUUAGGGUAGGAACCAUAAAGGGCACAGAGCCCCUUGCUUCAACCCAAAGAUAUACAGAUUUCAGACCAUUGUCUGGCUUUGCUAAAAAGAUUUCAGCAGCUGUCCAAACACAUUAUUGCAGCUGUUAAGGGCUGAAAACAUGUUUUACAGAAAGCAAAUUUGAGAUUCUGAGGAAGCUACAUUCUGAGCUUGUUUGACUCUCAGAAAAUCACAGCGGGUGCACACACACACACACACACACACACACACACACACACCCUGCCUAGUGGCAUAACUUAGAUAUAUCCCAUUUUGGUUUUCAGGCAUCCUGGACUUCUGCAAACAAGACACUUGCAUCUAUUCAGAGCAACACUGAUGUUGUUUCUAGGGAACCUCCCAAAACAGAAGUGAGACUGCAGUGGAAGAUUUGAUGCAUUUGCCAGGAAGGCAGAGAAUUGCCAGGAGGCUCUGUGGGCUUCAUCAGUGGCUGGCUGUUUUCCUUAGGAAACAUAUGCAAGGUGGGUUUAGUACACCAGCUAAUACUAGAAUGUCACCCGCGUUGGUAGCCAGCCUCCAGUACCACCAUGCUGGAAGAGCUCUUGAUUUCCCUGCUGCUUAAGUUUUCCUCAGGCUGUAUCUUCAGUUAUUCCAAAACAUACACUUGCCUAGAAACAUUUCACAGCAGCUUACCCUGGAAUGGCUUGCAUAAGAUUUACUUGCAGAUCUACUGAUAUUUUAACAACUAGCCAUGCGUUUCCCAAUCUGAUACUUUCCAGGUCUUGUAAAUCACUGAAAAUUUAAAUAAAGGCAUUGCUAUAAAACAAAGAAAUCCCUUUAACACACGCAUGAAAUGUUAAUUUUUUUAUUUCCAUAAUUUAACAUACGAAGAAAGCAAAAUUUCAAACUCAGACUACUGGAAUUAAAAACAAAAACACCACAUAAUAAUGGCAUGACAGGUACAAAAAUGUGCAAGUUUCCAUUCAGUUUUUAUUAAUGCAAAAGGCUUAAAGAAGCCAUUUCUGAACACUAACCACAAAGCAGUUGGAGACUCAUCAAAGAGCUCUGGGGACAACGUCAGCCAGACCAGCCUGACAAGGAGACAGUCAAAUCUAACCACUGGCAGAGAUGACCCAUGCUCUGUCCCUGGCGAUGUUACCUUGCAAGCCCUAUUUCCUCCUGGCAGCUGCAGAGGGAUUACAUUUUUAUGUACUCCUGAUUUUAUUCAAGCAGACACAGUCCUAACAAGCCACAUUAUUUUAUUACAAAACGAUGUUCCGGUCCCAAAGAGCUUACACCAGAGGCUGCCUUGGCUCUUUCCUGACAGGGAAUUUUCGUUCAAGUGCUCUGGGUAGAAUUUCUUCAAUGAUUGUACUGAAAACUAGGAAAGGAAAAGAAUUCCAGUCCCCACCUUGGAAAGGGCCUUGCCUGAAGGCAGGUUCUUCCUCGGGAACCUAUCCUCCAAACCUCUCUCAUGCGGUAGGGGCAGCUCCAGAGGCCACUUUUCACCAGCCACACUACUGCCACAACCCGUCCACGGGUCCUAUAAGAACAGGGGUUAGAGGAACUUGCAUCCACACAAAACGACGCCUUUAGAAAGAAUCCCAGGUAGGGAAGAAAGCCUCUUUCAAUGCCAACCAUUGUUGGCAUUGCCACAGAUCCCACCACAUUACAGGGAAAUUUCGGCCUCAUUUUCUGGUCAGCUGCAACAAAACAAAGGCAAGAACAGUCCUUGCGUUCCCAUGUUGCAGCCUUACAGAAAUGCAUUCUCAAGAGGAAGCGAACAAAACGGGAAAGAAAACCACACCCACACAAAAGACACCAACAACAGACAAUUCAAAAUUCACAGUGGAGGACAUACUCCUGUUCAGAGUACUGACCCUGCCUGGCACUCAUGGAACAUCAGCUCAACAACGGAAUUGGAAAUCCCCACAUCACAAUCUGUCCUGGUGUGCUGUGUCAUAGAAUCCCACUAUGGGACAAAAAAUGUAUUUUAAAAUGUACUUCUAACGAUGAUUCUAUUCAACACAUCCAAAAUAUCGAGACUAGAGAUGUUCAGGGAUCGCCUACCAUGAUAAAAGUAUUAUUUGCUAGCCAGGAGCGUCCACAGAUUUGCAUGCAGUAGCAAACAUAACGUCAGUCACAUAUGGAACUGGCUACGAUAUCUAGUCCAACCUUCCCCACAGUGGCAGAACUACAACUCCCACCAGC